This is a messenger RNA of Gymnogyps californianus (California condor), 3544 nucleotides long. RefSeq names its product casein kinase 1 gamma 3 (gene CSNK1G3). The transcript has 11 exons. The record is from RefSeq and is a predicted model, not a curated record. Gene Ontology annotation, biological process: signal transduction; positive regulation of canonical Wnt signaling pathway; endocytosis. Bases 1 to 1452 code for a protein of 483 amino acids. NCBI's taxonomy places the organism in Eukaryota, Metazoa, Chordata, Aves, Accipitriformes, Cathartidae. Gene Ontology annotation, molecular function: ATP binding; protein serine/threonine kinase activity. Gene Ontology annotation, cellular component: cytoplasm; plasma membrane; nucleus.
AUGGAUAAUAAAAAGAAGGACAAGCCAGAUGAAAGAAUGGCACGGCCUAGUGGGAGGUCAGGCCAUAAUCCACGUGGAACUGGUUCCUCAAAUUCUGGAGUGUUAAUGGUUGGCCCUAACUUCAGAGUUGGCAAAAAAAUCGGAUGCGGUAAUUUUGGAGAACUACGGUUAGGAAAAAAUUUAUACACAAAUGAAUAUGUGGCAAUUAAGCUGGAGCCAAUGAAGUCGAGAGCACCACAGCUGCAUUUGGAAUACAGAUUCUACAAGCAGCUAGGAUCUGGAGAUGGAAUACCUCAGGUUUACUAUUUUGGCCCAUGUGGCAAGUAUAAUGCUAUGGUGCUAGAACUACUUGGACCUAGUCUGGAAGAUUUAUUUGACUUGUGUGGUAGGACAUUUUCUCUUAAAACCGUUCUUAUGAUAGCCAUACAGUUGAUUUCUCGUAUGGAAUAUGUCCAUUCAAAGAACUUGAUAUACAGAGAUGUAAAACCUGAGAACUUCUUAAUAGGACGACCCGGAAACAAAACUCAGCAAAUUAUUCAUAUUAUAGAUUUUGGUUUGGCAAAGGAGUAUAUAGAUCCAGAAACAAAGAAGCACAUACCAUACCGAGAACACAAGAGCCUUACGGGAACAGCUAGGUACAUGAGUAUAAAUACACAUUUAGGAAAAGAGCAAAGUAGAAGAGAUGAUUUGGAAGCUUUAGGUCAUAUGUUUAUGUAUUUUCUCAGAGGGAGCCUUCCAUGGCAAGGUUUAAAGGCUGAUACAUUAAAAGAACGUUACCAGAAAAUUGGAGACACAAAACGAGCGACCCCUAUAGAAGUACUGUGUGAAAACUUCCCAGAGGAAAUGGCUACAUAUCUGUGUUAUGUAAGAAGGCUAGAUUUUUUUGAAAAGCCGGACUAUGACUACUUAAGAAGGCUCUUCACAGACUUAUUUGAUCGGAAAGGCUAUAUGUUUGAUUAUGAAUAUGACUGGAUUGGCAAACAGUUGCCUACUCCAGUGGGUUCAAUACAUUCAGACCCUGCACUGUCUUCAAACAGAGAAGCAUAUCAGCACAGAGAUAAAAUGCAACAAUCCAAAAAUCAGUCAACAGACCAUAGGGCAGCUUGGGACUCACAGCAAGCCAAUCCACAUCAUUUGAGGGCUCAUCUAGCAGCUGACAGACAUGGUGGCUCGGUACAGGUGCUGCUGUUUUUUCAAGCGGAGGAAAAGGAAAACCAUUCAGCGCCACAAAUGACUAGAACCAACCAGAACAUCGGAAAUUGCUUAUUUGUUCAACUGCUGUCUUGUGAUCUUAAAAAGGAAAAAAACAACAACAACAACAAAAAACAAACCCAAACCCUCCAUAAUGACCACACAUUUUUCAAGGACUCCCUUAGAAACAAUGUCAUGCCUGUGUGCUUUGACUUGGUUCUCCUGCAUCCAUCUUUUGUUUCUUUAAUUCAUCUAUUCUGAAAGCUUUAAGGUUUUGUCAAAUAUGAGUACUGCUUUGACCAUCAAGAAAUGGACCAAUGAAUUGGUACAAAUGAACAAUAUCUUCAGCAAAACUAAACUUGAAAAGUAUUUCUCCUGUCCUGGGAAGUACUAGCAGUGUCUUAGCUGAAGACAGAUAUUGUAAAUCUGUUACCCGAGUUCAUAGCAGCGUAUCAAAAGCAGUUUUCUUCAAAGAUGCAGACGAAAAAUAGAUGCACAACCAUGUAGAAAAAUAAUAAAAUCUCAAGAUUUCUUUUCUUUUCUGACAUCUGCAUUGAUUUUUUUUUUUUUUUCUUUUGUCCCAGUAUUACUGGUGAUACUGUAGUCAAAUUCUAUCAGCAUUAAACCCUGUCUGUGAUAUUGUGGUACAGUCACUGUCUAGAGAUACUGAGGAGGUUGAUUUAACUGUUGACAGUAGUCUAAAUGCUGCCGAUACUAAUGAACAGAAAGCAUUUCCAGUAGCCUCUGGGUUUGGAAACCUGCUUUUGUUAUGCCUACAAUGGAAUUGCAGUACAGUAGAAAUGACAAGUGUCUGUACAAAGAAUACUGAAGUUUGUAUAAUUUAAGUUGUGCUUCCAGUAAUGUUAGUAAGAUUAAAAUACCUUCAAAAGAGAUCUACAGAGGAAUUAUAAAAGAAGAAAUAAAUAUGAAUCUGGUUAAAGUGGAAUCAGUGUUAAAACCUGUAUGUUCACUAAGGUGACUGAUGAUUGACAACAUCUUUAACUUGAAAAUAUGGAUGUGCCAUGUAAUGUUAGAGAUCUGUUUGUAAAUUAUUUUACUCUUUAAUUUAGAAAACAAAUGCAAUGGAAGUGAGUUAGACUUCUCCCUUCUCUGCGUACUAGCCCAUAGCACCCCCAAUUUCCCGAGAUUCUUUUUUUCCUGGAAAUUUGUCUUUCAGUGUAAUGUCACUACUAUAGUAGCAUGGCAAGUAUGUGUCAGGCACUUCAUUGGACUGUGGGGAAGUACCUGCAAUAUGAACAAACCAGCAGUUGUGUAGACAAGGCAGCCCAUUUUAUAUUUUCUUCUUCAGAAAAUAUAUGCUCUUUUAAAUCCAUAAUGACAGAGGUGUGCUUUUGUCAUGUUUAGCUGCCAGUUACUGAAGAAGGGGUGUGAAAGAUGGAAGUGACUAGACAGAUUUAUUGACCAAAACUCAGAUUAUCUCAAUUUUUUAUAAUUCUUCUGGAGAUAAUUAGCAUUUUUUUUCUAUCCACACAUGCCUUUUGGCAUACUUAUUUAUUUUUAGUCUGUUUUGUGGUAGCAUUUAGAAUGUGUGUUAAAAUAAAUGCACACCUUUGAAUUCAUUAUUGCAUUUACAAGGAUUUUAGUUGUAUUUUGUAAUUUAUUUUUCCUUAACAGCCAAAAGUGUAUUUUUUUUGUUUGGAUUAUGUGCUCAUAUGUAUGCUUUGAUCUUUGUCAUUAUUGCUGUUCAUGAUCUCAAGUUUUUGUUGUAAAAAACCUGAACUUGGCCCACAAAAACAGACUAUAUAAUAGGUCAUAAGUUUCCACUCCACCAGUUUGUGUUAUUGAUUAUCUCAAACUCGUGAAGUUACUUUAUUUGAGCUGCAAAGGUAGGUUACUUGACCAUUCUCUCAUGAAAACACAUCCUUCUUUGUAGUACUUGGCCAAAUUAGUUGCUUUGUAAGACCUGUAAGUACAUGUGGUAUCUGUAUUUCUCACACACCUGAUUAGUUCUAUUCUCAGAGGUUUUUGACCUCUACAGUGUUAGUAUGAUCUGAACUCCAUACACAUAACAGGCAAGGGUGUAUAUUAUGGACUUAAAAUAUUUGAAUAUAUAAAAGCUGUUUAUUUGCUGAAAUGACCAGUAUUGAGGCACUUGUUUUUCAGCAAUAUUUUUUUAAGUGCUUGAUUUUAAUGCUGAAGAAGGUUUUCUUCUAGCAAAGCAAAGCGGUCAGUACUAAUGGAGGUAUGUUCAGGUUAUGCCAAUAUGAUUUGCAUUUAUAUCCUUUUUUUCCCUGUCUAAACUAAUGAAGUAUACAUUGGCCAAAUGUCUAAAAAUGAAAUACAUCUCUGUUUAAAUGUAAGACAAAAAAAUAAAGAUAGUUUUUUAAAACUU